This is a messenger RNA of Stegodyphus dumicola, 984 nucleotides long. RefSeq lists its product as uncharacterized. The record is from RefSeq and is a predicted model, not a curated record. Lineage: Eukaryota; Metazoa; Arthropoda; Arachnida; Araneae; Eresidae.
AUGGAAGACUUUAUGGCCUGUCACGAUCUACAUUUACAUAAUAGUCAAGGGGCACAACCAACCUAUGACAAUACCUAUCAUAAAGGAUGGCCUGAUCUUACACUCUCAACUGCUAAUUUUGCCAACAACUUUAGCUCAUGGGAUGUUCUAGAUGAUGAGAGUAACUCAGAUCAUCGAUACAUCCACUUCACACUAACACUUGAAGCCAGCAUUAAUAUCCUCCAGAGAUUCAAACUACCGGGCGGAAAGAUACGACGACUGAAGAAUGCCUUUCAGGAGCUGCUCAUCAGAGAAGAAGACAUACUAGAAGAGCUUACCAACCCCCAAGAACUGGAUGAUUACACAGACCACAUUCUGUCAUUACUCAGACAAAUAUGUCAGCAGAUCCUCCCUACAAGGACCGCCAAAAAACUCCAAGGCAUAUCCUGGUGGACGGGAAGACUGAGAGAGAUGAAACAGAGGUGCAGAGCUCUGCGCCGCCGCCUCAGAUCUGCUACCAACGAAAUUGUAGCUUCCAACAUCCUUACGGCCUUUCGGCAAGAAAGGGCCGCCUACAAGAAAGCAAUUCUUGAAGCUAAAAUUAACAGCUGGAGAUCUUUCUGCACCAGUAACAGUAAUCCAUAUGGAAUUUUACACAAACUGGCAACGCAGAAGAUCUUCCAACCAGCGCAAGUACCAGUUCAACCAACAGCACCACAUACUAUGGACGUAGCGGCCUCCACCGCCAAGGAACUUUUAAAUGCUAUCUUUCCCACAGAUGAUACACAAGCAGAUACUUCAGAACAGAGGCAAAUUAGAGAAGAUACAAGCUCGCCAUGCACACCGAACGAUAUACAGUUUUCUGCACAGGAGAUACAAAAAAUUUUGAGAGUUCAAAGUUGGAAAAUCGUAAAGGAUUUUUCUAACGUUAAAGAGUAUAAUACUGAUAAUUUCGGAUUAUGGGCUAUGCUUGAGGAAUUAAUAGUUUUCCAGAGUCGUAGCUAG